UUUUAAACAUAGAUCCAUAAACAACAAUAACAAAAAAAACUCAACAAUAAGUGAAAAUUAUUUUUAGUGUUAUUUUGUUUUGAAGUGUUGCAAUAGUGUGCCUUUGUGUGAUUUUGAAUAGUUUUCAAAAUGGUGCGAAGUUUAUCACAGUGGACAAAAACAUUAAGUUUUCCGGCAAGGAUUUCCCCGAAUAAAACGUCUAAGGAGAGUGUAAUUAAUGUACAUCAGAUUACACCACCGAAUUCAGGAUCACCUACGUCACUUUCACCAGCAUGUAGUGAUAAUAAUAAAAUUAAUUCGUUAAUGAAUAAUAAUUGUUCACCAAGUAUUUCUGAAGUUAGUCAAAUUUAUCCAGAUCCUGAAUCGGAGAAGGCGAUUAUGGGAUCAGUUGUAUAUUGUAUUCAUCAUAAAGAAGGUUGUAAAUGGUCAGAUGAACUUCGUAGACUAAAGGCACAUUUAAACACGUGCAAAUAUGAUGCGAUCCCAUGUACGAAUAAAUGUGGUGCACAAAUACCUCGUGUAUUGAUGGAAGAUCAUCUUAAAUACACGUGUCCGCAGAGACGUGCUCGAUGUGAGUUCUGCACGAAAGAGUUUACCGGACAUACAUUGGAGAAUCAUGCUGGAACAUGUGGCUACGAACCAACAUACUGUGAAAAUAAAUGUGGUUUAAAAGUUCAAAGAAGACAUUUAUCACAACAUAAAGCAACAGAAUGUGUUAAACGUUUAAUUGCCUGUAGAUAUUGUACAAAAGAAUUUGUGGCAGAUACAUUAACAGCACACCAUGCAAAAUGUGGACGGGUACCCGUAGCAUGUCCAAAUCGUUGUGAUAGUACAUUAAUAUUGGCGCGUGAAGAGGUUGAAGCACAUUUAAAAGAUCACUGUUCAACGUUAGUGAUGAACUGUUCGUUUAAAGAAGCUGGUUGCAGAUUUAAAGGACCACGAUAUUCAAUAGAAAAACACAUGGAAGAAAAUUGUCAACAACAUUUAUCCCUAAUGUGCAGUGUCGUAACCAAACAACAGCAUCAAAUCUCAUCACUAAAAAGUGCAUUAUCUCGAUUAUCAUUAAAUUAUUCCGGCACAUUAAUAUGGAAAAUCAGUGAUUUCCUAUCAAAAAUGGCUGAAGCAAAAACCAAAGAAGGCAUGGAAUUAGUAUCCCCACCAUUUUUUACUAGUCAAUAUGGAUACAAAUUACAGGCAUCAUUAUUCUUAAAUGGAAAUGGAGCUGGUGAAGCUUCACAUAUUUCUGUAUAUAUUAAAAUUUUACCCGGCGAAUAUGAUGCAUUAUUAAGGUGGCCAUUUGCACACUCUGUAUCAUUUACCUUAUUCGAUCAAACUACAUGCCCGGAAAAAGCGUGUAAUAUUGUAGAAAGUUUUAUACCAGAUCCAACAUGGAAGAAUUUUCAACGUCCUAGCAAAGAACCAGAUUCGUUAGGAUUUGGAUUUCCACGAUUUGUAUCACAUGAAAUGUUAAAGAAACGACAUUUCGUUAAGGAUGAUACAAUGUUCAUUCGUGUGAAAGUUGAUCCCAGUAAAAUUGUUGCUGUUUAAAGAAAAAUUUAUACAUGUGAUCUGAAUUUUUAAUUUAAAAGAAAUGUCAAUGGAUAAGAUGAAUUUGCAUGAUACUAGAAAAACGACAGUUAAAUUAGCCAUGUCAGAUUGAAAGAAUUUUGAUACCAUGACUAAACUACCAAAAGUUUACUUGCUGCUUUUUUCGUCAUGAGAAUUAAUCUUUAUACAUCAUUAUAAAGCCAGGUUUACACGUAGAAAAACACUGCCCAUACUUUUUUCUACCCGUAAUCAAAUAGGAACAAAGAUGAAAGUAAUUUACCAUUCGUUAGCGAAUUUUCACUGCCCACCAAGGAAACCGGGCAUAAUGAAUAAAAUAUUCUCAACAAAACUUUUAAACUCCAGAAUAAAAAGAAAUUAGUUUUUUAAUAAAAAAAAUAACCAAGUACGUAGCUAUUAAGCAACUCAGGAAAAUGUAUCAAAUCUAUCAUAGAAUAAAUCAGAUGUAUAAUUUUUUUCAUAGAUUUUGAAAUGGCUCCACAAAUUUGAGCAAGUAAAUGCU
Molecule: messenger RNA, 2068 nt
Organism: Chrysoperla carnea
Lineage: Eukaryota; Metazoa; Arthropoda; Insecta; Neuroptera; Chrysopidae
Gene: Traf4
Product: TNF receptor-associated factor 4
Exons: 5
Coding region: 130-1548 (472 amino acids)
Biological process (GO): positive regulation of JNK cascade; tumor necrosis factor-mediated signaling pathway; protein K63-linked ubiquitination
Cellular component (GO): plasma membrane signaling receptor complex
Molecular function (GO): protein binding; zinc ion binding
Source: RefSeq, a predicted model, not a curated record